GCUACAUCCUCCAAUACCCGAACACCGGAGGAUUUUGUUGUCUGGCCAGCGCCGCUGCAUGCUCGGCUUUCCGGCGGUGACACAUGGUUCUGCUUCGGCACAUAUCCAUCGCUUUAACUGCAGCGGUGGCUGCGUUGGGAUCAGCUCUUUUCAUCGCCUUGAAUUAUUUCUACAGAAGGCGAGUAUGGUCACCCGAGAUGGACUAUUACAUGAUCAAGGAGGAGGAGGAGGACCGCAGCGAAAGGCAGGUGCUCGUUCUGGGCCUGGACGGAGCCGGGAAGAGCAGCAUGUUGCAGGGCCUGACAGGAACGAAAACCAAGAGGGGCUGCCGUCCGACCAGGGGCUUCAACUUCAUGAGUCUCAGCACUCCGGCCUGCCAGCUGGACUUCCUGGAGAUUGGAGGCGGUGAAGAUCUCCGCAUGUACUGGACGGAGUACCUGCGGAAAACCCACAUCCUGGUGUAUGUGGUAGACUCCUCCGACAGAAGGCGCCUCCCGAUGGCCAAGGACGAGCUGCACCGGCUCCUCAGAGCAGACUGCCAACUUCCCGUGGUGGUCCUCGGAAACAAGCAGGACAAGCCAAAUGCAGUGAGCGUUUCAGAGCUCCAUGAAGCCCUCUCCUUGGGAGCAGUGGGUGAUGAGAGGAAGCUGUUCCUGCUGGCUGCCCAGCUGGGCUCAGAUGAGCUGAAUGCACCCUGCAGCCUGCAAGCUUUCAAGGACCUGCUGUUGCAGUUGGUCUGAACAUCAGGGCCAUGCAGUUUAAGGGGGUCUGGGGUAGGGGGCACUCUGGGUGAACCUUUGGCUUUGAAUGACCCUUCAGCUAGAACUUCAGGUCCAAAUGUUGACAGACGGAAAUGAUAGGAAAGCUUCACUGAGUUCAUUCUGCAUCACCGUGUCAUAGAGUAACAAAAACACAUUGCUGUAACAUUAUAGCUAUUCUCUUGCUAGAAUGUCACUGCAAUGGCAAGUGAAUGUUGCGCAUUAUUUGGAGAGUUAACUCGCAUUAAUGCAUUGAGGCCAGUAUUGUUGUAGCAGAUUUUCUAUAAAAACAACUUAAGGUAACCAUGAGAACAUUUUAAGUUAUUGUUUUAAGUUUUAAUUGUAGGUAAUGUGGUGUUGACGCCCGUGAAAGUUUUUAAAGAAUGUAGUUUGUAGACGAGAAAAUAAUUCUUUUCCACAAAAGUUAAAACUAAGAUAUAUUCUCAGAGACAAUUUUAAUAAGGGUACUAUGUUUUGCAGGGUAUCCAAAUAAGUAUUCAGAAAGAAUGGAUUUAGCAAUUUUUUUUGGAAAAGUAAUACUGCAACAGAACUUAACUACCAACACCAUUUAAAACACUUAAGCUUUGUAUGCAUACUGUUCACCUAACCACAGUCCAGUCAUGUAGAGGCAAAUGUUUUGUUUGCAGCUGUGAAGUCAGACAAUGAGAAAACGUGUACAAAAAAAACAAUUGAUUUCAGUGUUUCACACUUAUCUGAAGUCUGCUGCUAUAGAUUUUCUAUAAUUGCCAACUUCAACAUAACUCUCCUUAUUUUUGUAACUGAACAGGUGACACUUCUGUUCAUUGCAACUGAAUUGUCCUUACCUGUGUUGCUUAAAAUGAAAUCCGCAAAUUAAUUUUAGUUUUACUAAGACAUACAAUGCUCUGAAAGAUGUGCCAAAAGGUUAAUGUGUUAUGUCUUUUUGUCAGACCACACAAAUGCAAGGAAUCAGUCUGAAUGUAGAAGUUCAUAUUUCCUAUACAAAUUAAAUAAGAUUGAGUAAGAUGAGAAUUUUAUAACAACUGUGUAAACUGACUUUAUGCUGUUCAUAAAUACCUAGUUAUAACUGAUGCAUUAAAUCGUAAAUAGAAAAAGACAGACACCGAUAAUUAUAGUAUCUAUGUGAAUGCGUUGUCAAAUGUAGAUAUUAUCACUUCUUAAACUUCAGCACAGUUGCAUUAAACUUUCUGAGUUCUGGGUGUUUCAGUAUUUACCCAUUCAAUUACAUUACUUUAAAUGUUUAAAAUAUUUAUUGUAUUAAAGUAAGAACUUCAUA
This is a messenger RNA of Megalops cyprinoides (Indo-Pacific tarpon), 2034 nucleotides long. It is a transcript of the gene arl10, whose product is annotated as ADP-ribosylation factor-like 10. The transcript has 4 exons. NCBI's taxonomy places the organism in Eukaryota, Metazoa, Chordata, Actinopteri, Elopiformes, Megalopidae. The record is from RefSeq and is a predicted model, not a curated record. Bases 84 to 740 code for a protein of 218 amino acids. Gene Ontology annotation, molecular function: GTP binding; GTPase activity.